UCAAAUGAAUAGAAUCAUUGUGAUGAUUCAGUCAUUCAAACUUUAAUCUCAAAUCUUGCCUAUCUCCUCACCUCGCCCCCUAACUCCCUCUCUCAAGGUCACUAGGUCACCAAUCUGAGACGGAAAAUGCCCCAUAAAUCCAUAGCGCCAGUCGCAUGGACUAACGAACCUGGCGAUCAACUGCUUUUGCAAAGUUACCUUUAUUUCAGGAAUUUUAUUGAGAUCAAGAUUUACUUCACGUUUACUCACUUUUCUCACAUAAAGUUCUCCUUGUGCUAAAAAAAAACAUGUUUAACCAGUGAUUUGGAUACCACGCUAUCUUAAGAUAAUCAGGUUCCCUCCGAAGCAUGUGCAAAAUUUCAGAAUCUGAACGUUCAGACAUCGACCAAAAACUCGAACAUCCAUGAAAUCACAGCUGACCAACUACAAUUCAACCAUAUCAGACUAUCCGAGUUUAAGCAACGUGUAGACUCAGCCAAUAGAUCAGCAAUGACCUCCGUUAAUCACAGCGCAGGACACCUCUUAAACCAGACAGUCCGGAAUCGAUUCAAGAACCAAAACACCGCUCUAAGAGCCGCGUUAGCCUUGUUUAUAAUAUGCCAAAUUUUAUCCUGCUCAUCCGCUAAUACCUGCAACGCAGUGUUCAAAAUACAAACGAGCGUGUAUCCAGUCCUCUUAAAUCUCACCGAGGACCAACGACUAUGUAUCGAAGAUGAGUAUGGAGAAAGUAUAUCAUUACUCUUCACAAAUCUGACGCAGAAAACGAGAUACAAAGCAGCGUACUAUACCUCAGACUAUGACGUCAUCCUAAAAACACAGUCGAAUACCCUAUGUAGCAUAGACACAAAUGAGGGAGCAGUCGUAAGCUACUGGUGUGACACCACCAACAGCACCGAAUGCUCAACAUCCAACAAGGUUUGCUCAACGUCCACCGAGCUGAGGCAGAAGGGCGAGCUUUACGAUGUGUACCACGGCGCCCCAGAACUGGAAUUCCAAGUUAGCGGGUUCAAUUUCACGAGCGGGUCGAACUACUCGCAAGUUGUUACCGUGUGCGAGGACGGGUCCUUCCAGCUGAACUUGCAGGGUUUGGGUCUCUUGGGCGUGAAAAAUCUGACGCUUUCCAUUGCAGGUUGGGAUUCGCAGGUAUCGCGAUCUUUGUUGCGAUACGGCGAGGAGAUAUACUACGUUGACAGCGCCCCUGUCGGCUGUCCUGAGAGCGGUGUCUUUGGAGAGUACCAAUCUGAUGGGAAGAACGCGAUUUAUGCUACACCCAAGGUCACGUGUUCAGCCCCGCUCAACUGCGCGUGCGAGUGCACCCUCCAACCAAGCGCGAUCGGCGCCCUCAACCAAAAGGGCGUUUCACACCUGCAACAAGCAAAGCAACUCGAAAGCCUGGACGACGACUCAUUGGUCGAAGCCGUCAAAGUGGGCCACGUUUGGGUGAAACUGGAAGUCGCGCAACUGGACAUGUCUCUCCGGCGGUACGUGGCGGACAUGCGGUUGAAAUCCACGCGAAACUGGAAAAUCACGGCCUGCGACCUGUACAGCUGGGACAAGGCGAGGCUGAUCAAGGAACUCGGUUUCGACAACAAACCGUCCUGUUAUAUUUUAAGCGGUUCUGGUAACGAGCACCACACUCUGCAGUGUUGCACGUCCGUUGAAAAGUGCAAAGUUACGUACUUCUCGUUCACGACGAUUUCGACGAAGAGUGAGAAGGGCUACUGUCGGAUUUCAGCGUACUCCACGAGAAAUUCCACCAGUGCGGAAGUGACACUGACUUUCCCUUUGAGCUCGGGUGGUGGACAAGAGUUCGGGGAAUCUUUGAGUCGACUCGAUUUUGUCGAUUGGGCGAAUGUGUUCUGCAUGAUUGCUCUCGUUGUUGGGAUAGUCUUGUUAGUGAUAGCGGUGGUGCUCUAUCAUGUGAGGCUGCAAAAGCAAGAGGAGUCCGUGUAGCGUGUUCAAGUAUCCUGAUGUUCAUGAGAGCGCACUCUCUCUAUAAUUUCUGUGAUAAUCAGAGGUGAAUGGAGAUGUUGCAUGUGUGAGGGAUUUGCGAUUUGAAUGUUGAUUCUUAUGCAAAAGUUCGCGAGAAACACGAUGGUGCCACUGGUUUUCUCUGAAAUCAUCCCCCAAGCUCAAAAAA
This is a messenger RNA of Bemisia tabaci, 2140 nucleotides long. RefSeq lists its product as uncharacterized. Lineage: Eukaryota; Metazoa; Arthropoda; Insecta; Hemiptera; Aleyrodidae. The record is from RefSeq and is a predicted model, not a curated record.